UUUCUUGUAACUUUCAGUGAUGCGACAAUCAGAAGAACAGAAGAAAGGAGAGGAGAAGAAGAAGGAGGGAAAGAAAGGGUCAAGGCAUACAGAUGACCCUGAGGGUUGGUCAGUUCCUAAAGGAAAAGAACGUUUCAAGCAUCACACUUAUGAAGAGCCACCCGAUGUCUCUCCUCCCAUCAGAAGAUCUGAAACGCCCGACAGUUACGUCGGGGAAUCAAGCGAUGAACUCAAUGGACACUCUCCAGCAAGCAUGUCACCUUCACCUCAUCGGCAGGUCAACUAUUCCAAAGAUCACCACUCAUCAUCGCCGAUGUCGUCAGAGAGCGCGGAUGACACCUACCCACCGAUGCAUUCCUCCUCAUCUCAGAACCACCGUCAGCAGACACCACAGCACGACAGGAGACCGACGGCUGAGUAUGACAACCCUUGGGAGUGGAGCAACAUGAAGAUGGCUAAACUUGGUCCUAGUCCAGAAGGAUUGGAAGGUCCAAGAGGGAGGAGCAGGUCUGAACUUCCUGCUAACAGGGUGAUGAGGACGAGUCCUGAGUCGGAUACCAGACCAGGGGAUGAGUACGACGCACCCUGGGAGUGGAUGCCUAUGAAUAGAAAACUUUCACAAGCUAUCACAGACAAAGAGAAGCACCAUGCGGGGCGUAUCUCACCCCUCCCGGAGACUCCUACUAGGGGAGCUAAGAAGGGUAACAUGAAGCUAGAUAUCAAGUCAAGACCGGUAGAAAUGCCAGGAGAGCCUGUAGAUCCUAAUAUACCCCUCACACAUCAAACGUGGUAUCACGGGAAGCUUUCAAGAUCAGAUGCGGAGAAGAAGUUAAAAUUAUGUGUUGAAGGCAGCUACUUGGUUAGACAGAGUGAGAGUGCAGCAAGGGAUUACUCAUUAUCAUUAAAGAGUGCAAAGGGUUUCAUGCAUAUGAAGAUCGUCUUCAACCAUCAAUCAGACGGCUACAUCCUAGGAGAGUUCAGCAAACCAUUCCCUAGUAUCUCAGAAAUGAUCUGCUACUACACCAGGCAAAAGCUCAACAUCAGGGGCGCCGAGCACAUGGCGUUGCUACACCCGGUCAUAGACCAGCUACUAUAGGACCUGUCCUGGAUGUAGAACCCUGUAGAAGAUAGACUGUUCUAGAAAGACUGACUGGCAGUGAUUGGGACGAAGAAUAUGCUUUAUCAGUUUUUCUCCCUCUCCAUCUGUCUUCAAUAGAUGGAUUGAUGGAGGCAGAGCAAACAAAAGAAUAAAUAUUAGUCCUCAAAAGUCCAGAGGAGUCCAUCUUCUCCGUGUUUAGCCUGUCCUGGUGCUCCGGAUUGUCCCAGAAGAGGCUCUGGACUAUCUGAUAGUCCAGAGGGUUUACUGUCUGCAAGAAAAGCCAGCUACUGAGAUCCAUAUUGCCCCAGUCCAGGUCUAACAGAUAGACUAAAUUAAAUGUUGUUGGAGAUAUGUAUGGUUAGGAACACCCCUGCAGAUGACCUUUCCUAGAAAAAACUGUUCCAGAAACAUGGAAGCUUGAAGGCGUGAAGACAGUUUCUGGACACAUACCGGACACUGACGCAGGCCGAGGAUGAUGCUUGGAAGGUACAACUCCCACUCUGUGAAAGACACUAGAAUGGAAAAACAAACAGCUUUGAGAGUACUGUGUAAAUAUUUAAAAGAAAUGAAGUUAUGGCAGUUUUCUUUAAAAGGAUAUUGUUUGCAGCUGUCAUCGACUUUGAGAGGGGAAUGAAAGGAAGGAUGGCCUGCAACAUGGUGAUUGUCAGAGGUACACCCAGACAGCAGCUGGCUAGACUGUUGCUGCUUCUGGUGUGAAGUGAUAGACAUGGCAAUGUUUGGAAGGGAUUUGCUACAAUUGGAGCAAUUUAGUAAGCUCUACACAUACUGAAGGAUGAAUGGAUGGAUGGAUGUCAAUCAAGUAUGUCAGGGACUUACUUCCUUCUGCUUCUAAACGUGCAUUGAUAUUUGCCACCUGUAGGUUUAUUGAUAAUGAAACAGAGGAUAAAACGUUUUUGGUGCUACCCAUGAUGGGUAGUAUGUAACACAGGAAAGGCAUAUAUCUAUCAAAGACUUAUCUUUCAUCACAGAUACAAAAGCUAUGGUGAUUAUAAAUAUGAAAUUAUAAUUAAAAAAAUGAAGUGUGCUAUGAUUAUAAAGAAGCAAAGAUAUAAACUGAUAAUGGUGUAUGUGGUACUUUAUUUGGAAUCAUACUACAUGUGUUACAGGGUCAUCGUAGUGAUACACUAAUGUAGACAUUUGCAUAUGAUGUAAGCUUAUUCAAAUCAUCUCUCUGUGGACCAUUCUUCUUUUUCUUUUUUUAAUUUUUAAAAACAAUUUCUCAUUUGAAACAGAUAUCAUUUAUUGGCAAGAGGACGUAGUUCGACAUGGUAUAUUUUUUUCCAUGCAAGUCAAUGAUGAUGACAAUGGAUACAAUUUUGUACUUAGAUCUCCCAAAUCUUUAAAUAACGUUCUUCAUCAUGUGUUGGAGAAGCAUUGCUGAGACAUGUUUCAGCGUGCAAGGUCAUUAUUCAAAUAUUCAAAUGAAGGUAGACAGCUGUGACACUUUACGAUGUCAUCUCACAUGUAGAUACAGAUUGAAGAUGGCAGGUUCCGUCUUCCAAUAAACCAAGCUUGAAUGCAGUGCAACACUAUAUGCAAUAUUAACAUACUUUGAUGUACAUGGAAUAUUCUUUGCACGAUGUGACUUGUUACAUGGUGAUUCUCUUUUCCAAGUUUUCUCUAUUUUACAUUUAUAGUGAAUUGGUACAUAUACAUGUAGAUUAGAUUUCAGUGAUUAAAAGUACACCAAAGUACAGAGGAUAUGAUUUACAGCGGUUUCAAGCUUUGAAAAAGUUGGCAAAAUGGCAAAGUUGAAAAAACAAACAAACAUAAUCUAGAAAUGGAAAUGUUAUUCCUAUUUUUGAUUGAAUGUUAUUAAAAGUUAAAGCAUCAGACCAUUGAGGGAUAAAUAAAAUUUAGAUUUAAAUCUAAAACCUAAUUGAUUUGUAGCAGAUUGUGACGCCAUCUGUACCAUGGUGAAAUCAUUUGUACGGUAUACAUUCAAAUUACCAAAGGAAUCUACAUGUUUUGUGGCAGUUUUGACUUCAAACCCUGGAUGGAUUUACCUUUAACUUGGCCUUAAGCUAGAGAUCAGUGAUGUUUGCAAACACAACAAGUGUGUAGUCCCAUGUGUUUGAUAUGGUGCACAGCUCACUGAUCCCUGCCUGCCUGCAUGCAUACUGCAUACGUUCAAACAGAUUUCUUGACUAUAGCCUAGGCAUGAGAAAGGCAUGCACAAGUGCUGUGUACAAGUGCUUUCCACUCAUAGCAAGAGAUCAUUAUCAUGGUAAUGAGGCAGUCCCAUGUGCAGUGAAUCGUGUCUUUCCCAACUCCCAAAGUGCAUACAUUUUCAGUCCCUGCAAUAAGCUGGAGGAGCUUGACGUGAUAGACAACAUUUCGACCUUUAGACGAUAUAUGAUGCAUGCUUGCAGCCUAGGAUCAAUACUCUUUCUCAACUUGGUAAUUGUGUAGUCCCUCUCGUCCAAAACCGUGUCAUGUUUCAGGAAGAGGAGGUUUAUAUUCCAUGGGAUAUAGAUCAACUGUGUGCAGUUUCCUUAUGGCACAUAAUAACUUAGUCCCAAGUGUGAAAUUGAUUGUCUUUUUUUAUCUUUCGGUGGUGAGAGGGUUAAGAUCGACUCCCAUGCAGGCAAGGAUUCCAGUCAUAUAUUCUAGAGUUAUUUGACAUCAUUUUAAAGACUUUUCUAAAGGACAUUCACCUGUAGAGCAGAACAUAAUAAAAAUAAACAUCCAAUAAAGGUAUUUAUCCCAAAGAAAGUAGCUUACUAGUUAGCCAUGCAUAUACACCUUUUUUCAUGCGUAUGGUAUUUUUUAUAUGGUACUAUCACUAUAUAUUCUCUGUAUUGUCAAUGGAUCAUGAAAUAUUUUGUCUUUCUGUUCAUUAUUUCAGAGCAUUUUUCCUCAUGUUUAAUUUCAAUGUGCAAUGUACAUGUACCUUAUUUAAAAGUAUUGAUUUUACACUUUUUUUUGGAGAUAUUGCUUUUCCUCUUUUCAUUGCCUUUAUCUCUCCUCACAAUGAAUUCACUUUUGGUGGAAUACUCUGUGAAUCUAUGUCAGGCAAUCAUACAUUAAUGCUCCUAGAACUUUUACAGUGUUUUGGGUUGAAUUCUGUUGAAAGAAAUAUUUUCCUGCAUUCCUUAACAUUGAAGAUUGCAUGGAUUUUUUAAAUGUAGAAUUUCUUAUUCUAUUAUUUCAUGCUAUAUUAUUUUAUAUAUAACCCAAUAAGAUCUUAUUUCCACUGUUUCAACAUGUAAACUUGAUCUCUUUUUGUUACAAGAAAUAUUUUUUAUAUUGUUUUCAGGAAGGUACGCUAGAUUAACUUUGUAAUUAAUGUUUUGUAAUUUUACAUUAUUGAACACUUUCAAGCAGAGCAUUCAUAAAUCCUUUCAGUUUUCUUUGUAAUCAAGUAAUCUGAUCUGUUUCUCAUCAUCGGAUCUCUUUUCAAGAAUUGAAAUACAGUUUCUCUUUCUGUGAGCUAUUGUCGAUUGUAUGUCAGAGGCCGUCUGGCGAUCCUUUCUAUGUCAUUUCAUAUUUUGCUGCAGAUCGCCUAAUUUGUCAGCAGUGACGAAUUUCGGUCUUAUUUUCAUUUAUUUUGUCAUAAUUAAAAAAUCCGGGGGAUACUUGUUUCUACAUGUCAGUAGAUUAUUUGUUUGUCUGGCAAAUGUCACCACAAAACAAUUAUCUAAUUAAAAUUUGUCUGUGUCCAUGUCCCAACUUUUAUUGAAGUCUUAUGUAAACAGACUUUCACAGAGAUAAUAAGAUGGAUCUCACUUUCAGCACGGAAUCAAACGUUUCUUUUCAUGGUAUCUUUCUCUCUGUGGAUUCUAUCUUUAGAUCUCAAAGACAUUGUGGUUAGUGACAAUGAAUACUGACAUGAGCAUGUAAUUAUUGUAGCCCUCCUUUUCUUACACCCCUCUCCAUACCUCCCUCCACCAAACCAUGAGGCUGUGGCAGAAAGCCCAUUACAAAGACGAGCCGAAACCUGAUCCGCCUCCUGGGACGGCUGCAUGUGUCGUCCGACCGAUGAUUCAGCGCGGCCUUUCUUGCCCGCCAUGAAUGCUAAUUGUGGUGUCGCACCAGUCGGUGGAGACUGGCUAAUGCUCGAGAGGUCCUUUGAAAUAUUAUCUUCCUUAGAAUAGUCUCCCCAGACUUCUUUUUAUCUGGGAGAAAGUCAUCUCGAAGACUGGCCAGAGUUUGGCCAGCCUUUUCCUUUCUCCCUCUGUCUCUUUCCUCACUCUUUAGUCCUUUCUUUUCUUUAAUUCUCUGUUCUGUCUCUCUAUCUCUCCUUCACUUCCCCUCCCUUCUCUCUCUCUCUCUCUCUCUCUCUCUCGAAUCUAUUUUUUUGGGGGGAAAGGGUGAGAAUGCAGCAGAUGUGAGGUCCCCAAAUGAAUGAGAUGAGAAAUGCAAUUUCAUAAUGAACUGUUAACUAUAUUUAUUGAGUAUCAUCCCAGUUUCCCAAUCAAGUUACCCUGCCUGCCUGUGUAAAGGGGACCUGACAGGUGGUGACAAACAUUCGAGGGCAAGGUAGUCAGAAAUACUAAACUUUGAAAAACUUUCAAUUCCUUCAAAUAUGUCAUAACAAAUAUUCAAAUUCAAGUAUAUGCAUAGGACCUACUUGUGUUAAGAAUUUAAGUAGAAAAAUAAACAUUGUUCUUCAAAAUUUCGGUUUUGCUUUGAUAUUUCUUUUUUCUAAUUUUUUUAAAGGGAAUGAAAUACAUAUACAUGUAAUACAUUUAUAAAGAAAACAAUAGUGAAUUCAAUCAGCAAGGCACAAGUAGUGCAUGCUCUAAUUUUAGGUGUCUUCUCCUCUAUGUUUUAUAUUUGUGUGCACCCCCCCCCCCCCCCCAACCCCUCUGGUUGAUAACAUGCAUCUCAUGCCCAUUAGGUUUCCUGUAAGUGAAGCUCCUAUCCCACCCCAGGCUGAGUAAGAUCAUCACUAUACUCCUCAGUCAGUGAGCUUGAGUGCUCUAACUCUCUUUGCAUCAGGUAACACGACUCUAUACUAAAAAGCAUGAUGAAUACCCCUUCUGCGCCUUUCCCGGAAAAAACACUGUUGCCCUAAUAUGUGACGACGGCCAAGAAGAUAUGAAAUUCCAGAGCUUCUAUCGAUCCUUGAGCAUUAUGGUUGAAGCUAGUAAUCAAAUCUUGAAGCAUACACUUUGCUUGUUGCAGAUUGUUAGCAUCCAUCUUGUUUUUGAUGUGGAGAAGGACGAUCAGUUUUCACUCUCAUACAGGCAUGGAAAACUAGUCUAAUUAAUGAUGGAUUUUUGUUUAGACUCGUUGUAAAGGUGCUAAGGGCUGAAUGUAGGCACAUUCUAGAACUAAGGUUGCAGGGUGAUGUUGCUGAAAUUAUAAAGAUCUCCUCCUCAUUACAACUCAUUUAGUCCAUUUUUCAAUUUCUAAUGCAAAAUAUGCAAUUUUUGACGGAUGUGAGAACCCCUUGUGAAACCUCUUUUUUUACUGUGACAAUUAAAGUAUGAAACUUCAUGUUUCACACACUAAAUACUGUCAAACCAAGAAUAGAAUUGAGAUGAAACUUUCAUGAUUUGUAAAACAAGGGUGAUUCUGAUGACAAAACAUUUGCGAUAAUUAAGUGUUAGGUAUGCCAGUUGUGAUUUCAAUUUAUCUGGGCAUGGAACUCACAGU
This is a messenger RNA of Strongylocentrotus purpuratus (purple sea urchin), 6724 nucleotides long. RefSeq names its product SH2 domain-containing adapter protein F-like. Lineage: Eukaryota; Metazoa; Echinodermata; Echinoidea; Camarodonta; Strongylocentrotidae. Gene Ontology annotation, molecular function: phosphotyrosine residue binding. The coding region runs from base 20 to 1096 and encodes 358 amino acids. The record is from RefSeq and is a predicted model, not a curated record. The transcript is spliced from 4 exons.